AUGGGACUGUUCUACUUCAAACUGUGCCAGUUGAAUUCUCUUAUUCUAUCUCUUCAAGCUCGAGAUAUUGUCAGCUAUUCUUGCCCUAGCGGGUGGAAACUUUAUGAAAAUACUUGUAUUAGGAAAUACAAUAACUUUAAGAGCUAUGACGAUGCUAUAGAUAAAUGUCAUACUUAUAGUGCCCAAUUAGUCUCCAUUAAAACAGUAGGCAAAGAAAAUGCAGUAACCUCUAUCUUAAGAUGGUGGAGUGAUUAUUGGAUUGGGUUAUUUAACCCUAUUAAUGAUAAUAAUCGCGAUCAUUACCAAUGGAUUGCAGAUAAUACUCAACUACUGAACCUAAAUUAUAGUAACUGGUAUGCUACUGAACCUAAUCAUGAAGGACCUUGUAUCGUUCUCUCGAAUAAAAAUGGUCGUUGGAAAUGGUAUGAUCGACGAUGUAAUCGAGCAUAUCGAUAUAUAUGUCAAAAAGAUGCAGUUGCAACAACAACACAAAUUUACAUUUCCUCAACUUUCCUGACUUCAUCAGCCCAAUCAUCUAGUGAUCUAGUAGAAAUUAAUCCGACAACAUCGUCAAAAUUCACUGAUUAUCCCAUUGGAACUUCAUCUAUAGAAUUAAGUUCUGAUCACAGGACAAUGGCGAUUACUUCUACUUUUAAUUCAUACACAAUUAUUUCUACUGGUAACGAAGAACAAGCAAUCACAAAAUUAAUUACAACAGAAUCAUAUAUUCCAGCAUUAACUCUAGGUCCAAAUCUAGACAUUUCUAUUACUGCUACUCCUGCAUUGUCUGCUUCUACAACAUCUGAAGUGAUUACAAGUGAUACUGAAGCUGUAUUUCUGUCAAUGAUACAAUCAAGUGACAAGAUGACAACAAAUAGUUUGAUUUCCAACUCUAUGAUUGGUUCUAAUCAUGAAAUGUCUUCAGGAAAUAAUCUACACUAUUCAAUAUCAACAGUUCCAUCAAACCAACUUCAAGUACUAACCGAGAAGCCAGUUACUACGACUGCUUUGAAUCAAGAUCAAGUUUCAUCUAUGGUCAAUUCUGUAGAGGCUCUAUCAAGCUUAAAUUUAUUUAUUUCAUCUGCUGAUAUGGACAGAAGUGUUACAAUGCAGAUAAAUCUAGAGGAACACUCUUCAAUAAACCAAUUUUCUCCUAUACUAAUAACAGCACUAUCUUCAUUAACAAUUCCUACUAAUUUCAUUAUCAAUCCAAGUAAAGAAAUGACCUCUAGUUCGACCAUUAUCUCAAUGUGUCCGAGUGUUACUCCUUUCGAAAACAUUAGUAUACAAUGUAUUCCAACCACUACAGCUCCAUCAACUAGAAUAACAUUAUCACAGACAGUAGCGACUACCCCUACAAUAAUACCACAAGGCACAGUUCGCAUUUCAAUAGCAUCAAGUCCUGAAACUGAAGUAGCUACAGGGAAAAUCACAACUACUACUACAAUAGUAACUACGCCAAUACCCUCAAGCAAAAAUUUCAUUUCUACAUCAGACUCGAUAAAUCGAACUACAUCAACAGCAUCAUUCAAACAACCCCUUAUUACGACCGAACAGCCAACACAGAUUCCAUCUACCCAGACUGUAAAAGUAACACAGAAAACUCCAAAAAUGAUGCAAAUGAUCUAUCUCAUGUUACCUAUAAUAUCCGUAAAUGCAUUUGAAGGAGGUACGCUAGCAACUAGACCUGAAAUUAAAGCUACCCCUCGUCAGCCUUCUAACACUCCUUCAUUAAAACCUGAAAGUCCUACCUCUAGUACUUUCAAAGCAACAUCUUCGAUGCCUAAAGCAACGACACCGCCGCAGUAUACGACCGUUAACACUAUCCAGACAGAAAUAAGUACAACAGCGUUUACUUCUACUACAGAGAUUGUAGACGCUGGAAAAGUUCAGUCUGUUGACAAUGCUUCGGGAAUCUUGACAAAAUUGCAAAGUGCUUUUCAGACGGAUAAUAAUGUUAAUAGUGGUGAUUUGAUUGCUACUAAAAACGCUCUAUCGGCAUUAUCGAAGAGUGUUAAUCUUAAUAACGCCAGUAGCGAUGAGAAGACAAUUUACUUUCAGAAAUACUUCACCGUUAUUGGUUCAUUAACAUCAAAGGACAAGGCUAGCGUAUGGAAAUCAGCUAAUAAGAAUUUUUCUCCAACAUCGGUCAUUUUAAAGUUAACGGAUGACAUGGCUAAAAAAGUUGCUAAUAAUUUAUUAGAAGGCCAAAUUUUCACUACCAAAACCCCGGAAAUGACUAUCCAGGUUGAGAAAGUAUCUUCAAAUCAAUUUAGACGUUCCGGUUAUAAGAUAGCUAGCCAAGGCUACCAGUUUUCACUACCUGCAACAGCGAUUGGGAAUAAUAAUAACGCCAAUGCACCAGUUAUAGCAAUUAGCAAAUUUUCCGCUUUACAAUAUAUCACAAAUGAGGAGAAAACGCCUACAACCAGCCAAGGGGCGAUUGAUAGCGAUGGCUAUAUUAAUUCCAUGGUUAUUGGCUGUUCUAUGGAUCCGCCAGCUCAACUUAAUCAUUCGCAACCUUUUACUUAUACUUUACCCUAUCAACAGACCAAUUACUCUUCGAAUUAUAAACCUUCAUGUGUCUUUUGGGACUUUCAAAAUGGGUAA
Molecule: messenger RNA, 2610 nt
Organism: Trichoplax adhaerens
Lineage: Eukaryota; Metazoa; Placozoa; Uniplacotomia; Trichoplacea; Trichoplacidae
Exons: 21
Coding region: 1-2610 (869 amino acids)
Source: RefSeq, a predicted model, not a curated record